Messenger RNA from Protopolystoma xenopodis, 309 nucleotides. The record is from the annotation of a GenBank genome assembly. NCBI's taxonomy places the organism in Eukaryota, Metazoa, Platyhelminthes, Monogenea, Polystomatidea, Polystomatidae.
UUGUCGAACGUAAACCUGUGGGGUGGGGGAGGGGAUGCACAACGGAUAAGUGGGGCGGAGGCGAGGGUUGGGCUGUCUUCAGAACUAUCUCAUGUUUGUCUUGACGUCGAGAGAGUGAUGAGCAGAUGGGCGAACCGGCAAGUCGACUGUCUGGCGGGUGGAUGGAUGGAUCUGACAGUCGACUUUAUGAAGACGGUGUGUCUGAGGGGUGAUCGUGCUCCUCGUCAUGGUGCCACUCUCAGACCCACGGCGCUAAUGCCUGCACAUAUGGCCCGGCUUAGUGUGCCCCCGAGACGUGGUUUGAGCUAA